Messenger RNA from Aspergillus piperis CBS 112811, 1386 nucleotides. RefSeq lists its product as uncharacterized. Bases 315 to 1145 code for a protein of 276 amino acids. Lineage: Eukaryota; Fungi; Ascomycota; Eurotiomycetes; Eurotiales; Aspergillaceae. The transcript has 2 exons. The record is from RefSeq and is a predicted model, not a curated record.
ACCGGCCAUCCACAGCCCUGGAAAGCAUCCAGGAAAUGGCCGUCCCUAUCCACUGAUCGGCUGGCUGCGACGCCUGCAUGGCUAUUUUGCUGCCUUCGCUCCAGCAAACUCUGUCUCGUCUCCCUCCGCUUUUAUAUCACGGGAGACCCUGCCCUAAGCCUUACGGUUUCUCACCAAUCUUCUGGUGUAAAACCCCAGUGAAUCCAUCUGCCUAAUCCGCUUACACCAAACCCUAUACAUCCUGGGCCCCAACUCCUACUAUACAAAUCAGUCCGCUUUUAUAUACGAAGCCUAUUAGAUUAAACUGCCCCAAUAUGGGCUUCGGCGGCGUUCUCUUGCGCGCUUCCAACCUCUCCAUCCGUGUUCUCCAGUUCCUCGCCGCAGCUGUCAUCCUCGGCAUCUUUUCCUACUUCCUUGCCGUCCUUUCUCGACAUGAUCAGGAUAUCCCGCGUUGGAUGAAAGCCGUCGAGGGUCUAUCCGGCGCUGCAACCCUCUAUGGCAUCCUCGGUAUCCUUUUCACUUGCUGCCUCGGCGGCGUCGCCUUCUUCGCCUUCCUCGCCAUUGUCCUCGAUGUCUGCUUCAUCGGUGCCAUGAUCGCCAUUGCUAUCAUGACCCGUCAUGGCACGCAGAGCUGCUCUGGUCGCGUGACCACCCCUCUUGGAUCUGGUAAUAGCAGCGAUGACUCACCGUCGGGGACAAGCUAUGGCUAUGCCUGCGAAUUGGAGAAAGCUGCCUUUGCGGUGUCGAUCAUUGGGAUCGUCUUCUUCUUGAUUUCAAUCCUCCUUCAAGUCCUCUACGCUCGAUACCACAAGCGCGAGAAGCGCUUUGGCCCCUCCCCCGCAAAUGGCUACACCUCCGGCACUACCCGGGGCUUUGCCUUCUGGAGGAGAAACAAGAACAACCCUGAUACUGCUAGUGCCGAUGAUAUGCUGCCUUCGCAUCCAUUGCCCAGGGAUGUGGAGCUUGGUGCGAACGGCACAACGGCAGCAGAGAAGGAAGGUGGCUUGAAUGGUACCAAUGUCGGCGCUACCACCGCCAGUGGUGGAUAUAUGCCAUGGAGAAGCAAUGUGAAUAACGGUACUGCAACUGCGGGGCAGACCGGGACUUACGGCUAUGGAAAUUCAGCAUAUACGGGAAAUUAUUAAGGGGUAAGAUGCAAGGGGUGCUAGGAGGUACGUGGUAUGUACAGACAUACCAGGAAUGACACAGAGGGGUGUGAUGACCUCCCCCAAUGUGGCAGUCGCUGGGAAAGUGAUGAUUAAUGAAAUGACUCGACUAAAAAGAUACCAUGGUUUUUUUUUGGUUUUCUGGAUGGGAUGGUUCAAUAUUGCAAAGUACAUACUGUUUUGCUUCGUUUUUUGAAAAUACUACACAUCAUUUGGUAAU